Molecule: messenger RNA, 1702 nt
Organism: Patella vulgata (common limpet)
Lineage: Eukaryota; Metazoa; Mollusca; Gastropoda; Patellidae
Product: gem-associated protein 2
Exons: 8
Coding region: 62-889 (275 amino acids)
Biological process (GO): spliceosomal complex assembly; spliceosomal snRNP assembly
Cellular component (GO): nucleus; SMN complex; spliceosomal complex
Source: RefSeq, a predicted model, not a curated record
CAAACGAGAAAUAACAAGGUUUCGACGUUUACAACCACGAAAUUGGUUUAAAUUCGAUAAAAUGGAGACUGAAGAAAUGGACGAAUCACUUCUUCAUACUGCACUGAAGAUAGACGACACCGAUGAUGACAAUUUUGAUCUUGAUAUUCCACCGACAACCGGGAAUGAGUAUUUGAGACGUGUUCGACAAGAAGCUAAAGAAUGUCCUGAUGUGAUGGUAGCUAAUUUAGAUACAACUGUUUUUCACAGUAAACAAACAAUUAAAGUCUCACAGCCAGUUAUUUGUUGUCCUGCACCAAGAGGUUUAGCACCAAGUUUAUCAUGGCAGAAACAUCAGAUAGCAACAUUCUCUACAUUAAGACAGAGAUUCAUUCAACAUCAAGCUUUCUUAAAAAAGAAUAAAAUAAAACCCGCUAAAGUGCCUAAUUCUAAUGAUGCCGAGAGUUGGUGUAGAUUGUGUUUUGGUCGUUUGACAGUUAAACCAAGACAAGAAGCAGAACCAAUGAUACAGAACGGUGACGUACAGCCAAAACCCGCUCCAUCUCCUCUACAAAUAAAUGGUUCCCCUCCCCUUGUUAGUAUUAUAUCAGCCAUGGCACAGCCAGCUAUAGUAAAAGUAUUACAGUAUCAUGUUAAUUGGUUAGAGGCUACAGGGUUUACAUCACAUCAGGGUCGAUGGUUAUAUGCAUUAAUGACAGCCUUACAGAAACCAUUAAUACCAGAAGCUUGUAGUUUAUUACGUACUCUAGCCAGACUGUGUUCACAAAUCAGAGCUACUUUAACCCAGGAUGAAGCUGGUGAGAAUCAACUAACAGAGUUAAAUUUAAUGAUUUGUCUAGUUGCUAGAUAUUUUGAUCAAGGUGAUUUGAUAGAAGAUGGUAAUACUUGAAGAUUGAACAUGAUUCACCCAGAAUAUAAACAUUAAAAUGACUACCAUGGAAUAUAAAUAUUAAAUUAAGGAUGGACAGACAGUGACUACCCUGGAAUAUUAAAUUGGAGAUGGACAGGUAGUGACUACCACGGAAUAUAAAUAUUAAAAUGAAGAUGGACAGAAAGUGACUACCAUGGAAUAUAAAUAUUAAAUUGAAGAUGGACAGGAAGUGACUACAAUGGAAUAUAAAUAUUAAAUUGAAUAUGGACAGCUAGUGACUACAAUGAAAUAUGAAUAUUAAACUGAAUUACACUUGUGUGUAACUGGUGAUAUAUGAAGGGUGUUGUGUUUUUCAGUCAUUUAAAUAUCAGUGAUGUGUCAACUUGUAGAAUGAAUGUUAUACGGUACGAAAGACUGUUGAGACAAAAUAGAUACCAAAAAUAAAAAAUAUUUAUGAAGAGCUCUGGGGAAGAACGAUCUUAGUCACUUUUUCAACAAACCCCAGUUGGUAGCAAAUUGUAUAAGCUUUUUGUGGAACAAUCAGUGUCAGUUAAAAACGAUCGGAGUCACAUCGAACCAAGGCCCUUCUGAAAUGACCCCCCCCCCCCCCGGGUUUGCCUGAAAAGUGGAAGUCAGUUGUUGUACUGGUAAUUAUGAUCCGUAGUAAAAAUCAUUUUGAAGUUGCAAUUAAACCCACUCGUUGUUCUGUUCAUGUCAAGCUUUCUCGUCCAAAAGUCUGUUUUGCCUUUUAUGCGAAAAGACAAAAAUGUGACUUAGAUCGUUCUUCCCCUGGACUCUUCAUAUAUAAUUCUGAAUAAGUCUUGUUUUCAU